This is a messenger RNA of Cooperia oncophora, 372 nucleotides long. NCBI's taxonomy places the organism in Eukaryota, Metazoa, Nematoda, Chromadorea, Rhabditida, Trichostrongylidae. The record is from the annotation of a GenBank genome assembly.
AUGAAUGGCCAAGGAAAAGAGCACCUGAACAAACCUGAUUUUGUUAGAUCAAGUGAGGAAUAUGCAACGUCUACUGUUUUACGAGUGACAUUUGGCUGGGAAGACGAAGAAUUGCCGAAGAGCGUUGUGUUAAAAACCCCCGCCCAUAAGACCCAGCAAAAUGAUGAAGAGGCAAAGUACCACUACCUCAUGUUUAAACGGGAAUGCAACGUAUACGACUGGACGCAAAAAUAUUCUAAAUUACCAGCGCCGCACAUUUACCACAUAAAACGGCAUACGAAGGAAUUCAGCGGAGUGGUUGUGAUGGAAGACAUUGGAGAACGUGGAGUGCAACAAGACGCAGUAAAAGGCCUCACAGUAGGUAAAAUAUGA